GAGGAGCCUCCAUUGCGAGGAAGUCGUUGCUCCCUGAACGAUGACAGUGCAGAGAUUGGCAGUGACGCAGACGGCGAAUUGGACGAUUAUAAUCUCGAUCCCGGCAAGUUCAAUGAAGAAGGUUCGUUUAUUGAUCAGUACGCGACAGAGACACACUAUAAAGGUGCUUCCCGAUUACCCACCUUACCGCGUGCAUAA
This is a messenger RNA of Echinostoma caproni, 198 nucleotides long. NCBI's taxonomy places the organism in Eukaryota, Metazoa, Platyhelminthes, Trematoda, Plagiorchiida, Echinostomatidae. The record is from the annotation of a GenBank genome assembly.